Molecule: messenger RNA, 1185 nt
Organism: Trichoderma gamsii
Lineage: Eukaryota; Fungi; Ascomycota; Sordariomycetes; Hypocreales; Hypocreaceae
Exons: 1
Coding region: 1-1185 (394 amino acids)
Molecular function (GO): flavin adenine dinucleotide binding; oxidoreductase activity
Source: RefSeq, a predicted model, not a curated record
AUGGAGAUUGUGAGGCAACGCAAACGCGACAUCGUCAAUAGCUUCCGAUCUGGAAGUGAGCGUAGGGUCCGCGAAGCUGGAGUGGAUUUGAUCAUGGGGACAGCAUCCUUUAAAGACGAGCGCACGAUUCAGGUGGUUGGCGCAGAUGGCGUCCAGAAAGCUCUCACUGCCGACCGUAUCUUCAUUUGCGCUGGAGAGCGCCCAGCAAUACCGGCAAUAGAUGGAUUCAAUUCUGACUCAUUUCCGCCGGAUGUUAUCCUGGACUCAACUUCUAUUCAAGAGCUUGGAGUGGUCCCAUCGCACCUUGUGGUUAUUGGAGGAGGAUAUAUCGGCCUCGAGUUUGGUCAACUUUUCCGCCGAUUGGGCGCCGCCGUUACAAUUAUACAGCGAGGUGCACAAUUAGUUCCUCGCGAAGAUCCCGAAGUGGCUGAGGCAAUGCUCAAUAUACUACAAGAAGACGGCAUCAAAGUUCUUCUGCAAGCAAACCCUACAGCGAUUCGUGCUACUAGCAGUCGAGAUCCAGCUGCGGCCGUCGAAGUAUCAGUCACGGUUUUGAAUCAAGACAGGCCAUCUGAGCUCUCAGCCUCCCAUGUUCUCUUCGCUGCCGGUCGUACGCCUAACACCGACAAGUUGAAUCUAGCUGCUGCAGGCAUCGAUACCACUUCUCGUGGUCACGUUGUUACCGACACACAGCUACGCACUACUAACCCUCGUGUAUGGGCACUUGGCGAUGUCAAAGGCGGACCAGCCUUCACACACAUAUCAUACGAUGAUUUCCGCCUGUUGCGUACUAAUUUACUGGAAAAUGGAGAACUCACCACCACAGACCGAAUCAUACCGUAUGUUGUCUAUACAGAUCCGCAGCUUGGCCACGUUGGUUUACACGAGCAUGAGGCCCGCGCCAAAUUCCCCGAGCGGAAGAUUCAGGUCGCUAGCAUGCCAAUGUCUUACGUUGCUCGAGCACUGGAGACGGACGAAUCUAGAGGACUGAUGAAAGCGGUAGUCGAUGCUGAGUCGCAGCAGAUUCUUGGAUUUACGUGUUUGGGGAUUGAGGGAGGCGAAAUCAUGAGCCAGGUACAGAUGGCGAUGAUUGGAAAAGUCAAAUGGCCUGCUCUGAGCAAUGCUAUAUGGGCGCAUCCGUCAUUAGCCGAGAGCUUGAACAAUAUCUGGGGGUUUCUGAAAUAG